Messenger RNA from Ochlerotatus camptorhynchus, 1486 nucleotides. Its product is annotated as homeotic protein empty spiracles-like. The record is from RefSeq and is a predicted model, not a curated record. Lineage: Eukaryota; Metazoa; Arthropoda; Insecta; Diptera; Culicidae. Gene Ontology annotation, biological process: central nervous system development; regulation of transcription by RNA polymerase II; neuron differentiation. Gene Ontology annotation, molecular function: DNA-binding transcription factor activity, RNA polymerase II-specific; RNA polymerase II cis-regulatory region sequence-specific DNA binding. Bases 137 to 1396 code for a protein of 419 amino acids. The transcript is spliced from 3 exons. Gene Ontology annotation, cellular component: nucleus.
CAUAAUGUGGCUUGCUAGGGAAAUCUCCACCCAAGUGAUGUUUGAUUUAAGGAAAUUUUUCGCAAUAUUGAUCAGUGAAACUUCGGUAAUGGUAAACCAACAGUGAAGGCGGACUGCUGCUAAGUGAUUGUGUAAAAUGAUGCCACUGGCGCCCACUUCCGUAAUGGCGAUGCCUUCGCAGAAGCCUCGCAUCGGAUUCAGUAUCGAAUCCAUCGUGGGUAAUAGAAUGCCAAAAUCGCCUCCGCCGCCGCAUUUCUCCCCGAAUAGUGAAAGUUCCGAACGACCGAGCAGCCCCUUCAGUGACAAUAGUUACCCCAGUGAUCUUCAGGGACAUCUAAGAUUCCCGCAAACCGCCGCGGACAUUCAGCGGGCUCUUCGAAUGCCGGAAAAUUGUUCCCUCAGUGACUACAGCAACCGAAUACAACGACUCAACCACAGUUCCUCACCACCGGUUGACCUGAACCGGAACAAUCGACGCCAUCCGGAGUCACCGCAAGAAUGCCAAGACCUGUCCCGAACGGACAGCAGUAAAAGUCCACCUCCUCCGCAAACCCGUCUCACUCCCGGGGACUCCACCGCCCGGAGAUCCCAGACUCCAUCUCCUCAGCCGGGCGGUCAUCCACUGGCCAAAGGUCCAAUCGUAGUUCCCGGUAUCCCAGCCGGUUUGGUUCGACCCUUUCCCGUAGGUCAUCCGCCGCACAUGAACGACCUGAAACCGCUCCCUCCCUUCCUCAACCACCAGGAAAUGGCACUCCACAACCAGCAUCUCCUGGCGGCGCAGUUUCAAGCGGCCGCAGCCCUGGCCCAUGCCCACCAGGCCGGUCAAGGAUUCCCACCGCAUCCGCAUCAUCCGAUGCACCAGAACCCGAACAUUCCUCGCGACAGUUACCCGCUGUACCCGUGGCUACUGAGCCGUCACGGUCGUAAUGUGUUCCCGCCACGAUUUCCUGGAAGUUACCUCCUACCAUUCCGGAAGCCAAAACGAGUGCGAACGGCAUUCUCACCCACGCAGCUACUCAAGCUGGAACAUGCCUUCGAGAACAACCACUACGUGGUGGGAUCCGAGCGGAAAAGCCUGGCCCAAGCUCUUGGCCUCACCGAAACACAGGUCAAGGUGUGGUUCCAAAACCGCCGGACGAAGCACAAGCGAAUGCAACAGGAAGAAGAUGCCAAAUCGGGUGAUGGCGGUGGCGGUGGAAGUGGCGGUGGUGGUGGUGGCGGCGGCGGCGGUAACCGUUCCUCAAGUCCCAUUUAUGACGAAGAAGACGAUGACGAGCUGAUCGACAUGGAUGAAUGUGCUAGCGACGAGGAGCAGGAGCUUCUGCAACAUCAGCAACAGCAGCAGCAGCAGCAUCAUCACUCGAUGCAUCCGCAUCUGGCGCAGCACCGGGCAUGAAAUUCGGUUCAAGAACGGUUACUUCGGAUGAUCGUUCUUGAGUGAAUUUUGCGGGUGGAUAUCGAAUCGAAAGUUCCUGAUUUCAUAUUU